CGACCACCUUGCGAAAAGUGCGAUGUGGGCCAACUCGGCGCGGCAUGUGUCGCGCAGCGUACACUUGAUGCAUUCGCGCGCUACAAGCCCUCUCACGCGGAUUCCAUUAGCGCCUAUGAAGGGUUUCAACGUGCAAACCAGUCGCAUUGGUCGAGUGUCGCUCCGUCUGACGAGUUCCAUCGCCACAACACCUGCAGGCGGCAAUGCGAUCUCGUGGGUCGCUGCUUGUGCAACCGGUGGCUUUGCUGGCGUCGUUUCGGCCCUGACAGGCGUGGGAGGGGGUAUUAUUAUCCUCCCGACACUGGCUAAAUGGACCAGCCUGACCCAGCAAACUAUCAAUGGCACAUCAAUCGCCGCGGUCACGGUCAGCGCCUCCGUGGGCUCAGUAAACUACCUCACCGCUGGAGCUUGCAACGUCCCGAUGGCCGUCCUGGUCUCAUGCUCUUCGGUGUUCUUUACGAAACUGGGGGUGCAGCUAGCGCACAAACUAAGUCAAGUCCAUUUGCGACGUGUUGUGGGCACAGCCAUGCUCAUUAGUGUUCCGUUUAUCUACUUCAAGGACCGCCUCCAGGAAUGGAAGCGAGGGCAAGGCGACCCAGGGCGACCCUUAGCUCUGUCCGAGAAGCUCGACUUGCAAUACUUCAACGACCACCCGUCCUUUUCGUCGUACGUAGAAGCAGUGUCGGCUGACUGGACUGGGUUUGCCGCCGGGAAUGUAAAGUACUUGGUGGCUGGGGCCUUGUCUGGCUUCAUCUCUGGUCUCUGUGGACUAGGAGGUGGAAUCUUGAUGACAACUUACUUGACCGCUGCAAGCGACAUGCCGCAGUCCCACAUCAUUGGGACGUCCUUGCUCGGCAUUGUGCCCGUGGGCCUCUCGUCCACAUACCACAACCUGAAGAAGCAGUCGCUGCACCUCCCCACGGCGCUCAAGAUCGGUGUCGGCCUUGUCACGGGUGUCGCAGUCACGUCCAAGUUUAUCACGCUGCAAAUGUCCCAGGACAACCUGCGCCUCAUUCUCGGGUCGACCCUCGCCACCUCGGCCAUCGUGAUGCUCAAGAAGGCGUAGGCAAGUUGCGAAUACAUUGACGUUUAUUUGAUAACGCAUGGCCAUUGCUGGCGAAUAUUGUCGGCCAUGGCGUUAAGGUAGCUUCUUCUCGUACACGCGUUCUUGCGUGACUGGGUCGACCCCAAAGAUCUCGACGUAUUCCACCUUGGGAAGCCCCCAACUGGUCGUCGACUGGACGUACACCCGCUCCAAGUACACGUUCGCCUUGCCGUUAACAGUCGAGCGCGCACGAACCUGGCCGUUUGAGUCAACAAAGAUGACGAUUCUUCGA
This is a messenger RNA of Aphanomyces invadans, 1337 nucleotides long. RefSeq lists its product as hypothetical. The coding region runs from base 23 to 1066 and encodes 347 amino acids. Gene Ontology annotation, cellular component: membrane. The record is from RefSeq and is a predicted model, not a curated record. The transcript is spliced from 4 exons. NCBI's taxonomy places the organism in Eukaryota, Oomycota, Saprolegniomycetes, Saprolegniales, Verrucalvaceae.